CUAUUUAUAUUAUCUGCAGGGUUUUUGUCGUCUAUAGGAGCUGCCGAUGCCAAUGCUAAUCAUAUUACGCUUUGGGAUGAGCAAAGCCCACCUCUGAGCCCUCAGUCUCAGGCUCUCAGCUUCUCUUUCCUCUGAUCUCAUCUUCUUGGCUUCUUCUUUAAUUGGCUAUGGCGACUCAAUCCGCCGCUCCCCCCAACCCAACGGACGGAAAUCAACCGAACCCAGAACUUGCACAACCAACGAAUCAGGAUCAGCAAGCGUCCGGGGCGGAGGCUUCCAAUCCAAAGUCUACGCCGUCGUUGUUUGUGAACUCCGAACCGAUGAGAGAGUCCGGGGCUGAGGCUUCCAAUCUAAAGUCUACGCCUUCGGUGUUUGUGAACUCCGAGCCGAUGCGAGAGGAACAAGUGCAAAAUGCGGUGAAGUUUCUUUCGCACCCGAAAGUUAGGGGCUCACCGGUCAUCUUCAGAAGAUCGUUUCUUGAGAAGAAGGGCCUUACAAAGGAGGAGAUAGAUGAGGCCUUUAGACGUGUGCCUGAUCCACAACCAAGUGUGCAGUCAACCAGCUUUAAUCAAGAUGGGCAGGUGAAUUCAUCAUCAAGCAUUCAGCCACAGGCUCCAGUACAAACUCUGCAGCCAGCUGCAGCAGCUCCUACCGCUGCCAUUUCCUCAGUGGGUACUUCAACGCGUUUCCGAUUUCACUGGUCUCAUGCUAUUCUUGCUGUAGGAUUACUGGCAGUUUCAGGUGCUGGAACAGCUGUAGUAGUUAAGAAUGCUAUUUUACCCAGGUUGAAGUCUUGGAUACGCAAGGUUGUAUCGGAGGAAGGAAAUGACCUUGCGGAGAAAAAAGAUUCAAAACCAAGUUUGGCAGAAGAAGCAGCAGCUGCUGCAAAAGCAGCUGCAGCUGCUGCUGCUGAUGUUGCAAAAGCAAGCCAAGAAAUGUUGCGUUCAAGAAACGAUGAGAAGAGAUUCUUCGAAGAAUUUACAAAUCUCUUAGAUGUGCAAGUACAGGAAAUGAAGUCAAUGUCUAGUGCCAUAAAUAAAUUGGAAGGACAAACAAACACCCAAGGGAAAGCUUCUUUUGUUGAUCCAGAAGAUCACCGAGUCACUAUAUCAAGUUCAAAGCAAUCAUAUGUGCAUCACAAGGCGGACUAUGACUCACGCUCAGUGAGAUCAUCCUCGCCUCCCACAUCUGCAGAACCAUCAACUGCACCUCACCCUAAGUCAUAUAUGGAUCCAGAGACAUUUUACCAUUGAUAUGUAAUUUUAGUGUCUAGAGAGCUCUUGUCUUUCUUUUCCCUCUCCAGAAUCUUCCUCUGUGAGCCUCUGUUUCUUCCUUCUCAGCGCUGAUUGGAAAGGAGGAGGCUCCUCCUCCCUCCUCCUUCCUUUCCCUUUCCUUUCUUUUCUCUUUCUUUUCUCUUUUUUGUCUACAACUUGGAAGCCAUAUCCACUGUGCACCCACUCCCCCACCCCCAUGGUGGCACCUCCUCGCUUUCCCCAUUCCUUGAUCCACCU
This is a messenger RNA of Corylus avellana, 1511 nucleotides long. NCBI's taxonomy places the organism in Eukaryota, Viridiplantae, Streptophyta, Magnoliopsida, Fagales, Betulaceae. The record is from RefSeq and is a predicted model, not a curated record.